Molecule: messenger RNA, 267 nt
Organism: Botrytis porri
Lineage: Eukaryota; Fungi; Ascomycota; Leotiomycetes; Helotiales; Sclerotiniaceae
Exons: 2
Coding region: 1-267 (88 amino acids)
Source: RefSeq, a predicted model, not a curated record
AUGCUAGCAACAUCAACAACUCAGGGCACAAGUCACAUUACAUGGAACUUGGAAGCACCACCGCCUUUUCAAUUAGUGUUUAGCCGUCUUAUCAUCUUCCUGUCGGCCAUCUUAAGUCUCUCGCGCUAUAACCUCAGCCUCCUAAGUGAUCAAUCGCAUUUCCAUCAGCACCAUCGAUCCUGUAGCUUGGAAGAAGCGUCCGUUUGCACGCCAGGAACGUCAGAUGAUCCGCAUCCAGUCGUAACGAUUGUCGAUGAGUCCCCGUAG